Molecule: messenger RNA, 4188 nt
Organism: Mercenaria mercenaria
Lineage: Eukaryota; Metazoa; Mollusca; Bivalvia; Venerida; Veneridae
Product: mucolipin-3-like
Exons: 14
Coding region: 161-2104 (647 amino acids)
Biological process (GO): monoatomic ion transport; transmembrane transport
Cellular component (GO): lysosomal membrane; plasma membrane
Molecular function (GO): NAADP-sensitive calcium-release channel activity
Source: RefSeq, a predicted model, not a curated record
UUUAGACAUUUCCUUCUUCCUGGUCAGCUGACUUUUGUUGACAAAGAAGACGAACCUUUUUUCGUUCAUUUUGGUUAAUUAUAUUACUUCAAAUGCCCGUAUAUGCAAAUGUUUGAAACUUUGUACUGAAAUUUGGAGGGGAUUAAGGUAUCUAUACAGCAUGCAGCAGCAGAUUUUGGAGUCAAUGGCUGCAAAUGAUGAAACACUAGGUCAGGAAGAUGUUUCACAACAUGGGUACCAAACAUUUGGUAACCGGCAACAGCCAGAAUCCAGUUACCAGCAGCAGACAGGAAGUAACAGCCAGCAGACUGGUUCCAGUUCCAAUCCAAAUGUAACUCAACAGCCAACUUCUAGAAAUACUCAAGGUAGAGGCACCGAGCCAAAGCCUGGUCUUACACGUGUAAGGUCAUUUUACACACCAUACAUGGAAGAUAAACUUUGCAGAAAACUUAAAUACUUCUUCAUGGGACCACAUGAAAAGAUCAAAGCAAAAAGAAAGUGCCCAUGGAAAUUGCUGAUUCAGAUCUUGAAAAUAGCCCUUGUCACAGCACAGUUGAUCCAGUUUGGUUACAGUCGUUCUAGCCUGGUAGACUUUGUUGAGAAGAGUACCAUAACAAUGGAACAUAUGUACUUGAUGUCGUGGGACAGUACAUAUGAGACCUUGCCUUAUCCAGCUGCUAUAGGCAAAUAUGCCUUGUAUACAACAGAAGACAUUAUAAAACAUAUCAAUUUUGCUACCUGCAAGUAUGAUCAGACUGAGAUUGAUGCUAUAGGGUCACUGAGAUUUUACAGGAAAAAUGGGACAGUUAAUCAAAUGAAAAUGUGUCUACACAAAUACAGAUCGAGUCAUAUAAAUGACACUACAAACAAAUAUAAAAUUGAUUCUACAGUAGAUACAAAUUGUUACUCUGUUGGUAAAUGGAAUGAGUCUGGCAAUGAUUGUAAUGAUUCAUAUGAUAUUGUGCAGUACAUGAAACAGAAAUACAACAUGACGUUAAACUCAACCAUCUUUGAUAGAUUAUUGUUGGCAGAGCUGAAAUUUUCAUUGAAAUCAUUCCGCUUGGAGAUGAAACAGAGAACGUUUCCUCCACAACUGUUUCGGGUUGAUGUCACGAUAAAUUUUGAUGAUAAAAACAAAGAUGGUCAGAUGCUGGUUACACUGGAUACAGAUUUUAAAGAAUUAGACCUGGAUGGAACAUCAAAUAAUGAUGAUGCACAGGACCAUGAGAAAGCGGGUUAUGUUGUAUUUGACUGUUUUGUCCUGGUGGUGACAAUUAUCUCUAUGAUGUUGUGCAGUAGAUCUGUGAUCAGGGCUCAACAGCUUAGAAGAGAGACAAAUGCAUAUUUCAAAUUACGUAGAGGGAAGUCAUUGUCGAGAUCGGAUCAGUGCGAGUUCCUCAACCUGUGGUAUGUAACCAUCAUCAUCAAUGAUCUACUCACCAUCGUGGGAACAGCCUUCAAGAUACAGCUUGAACUCAGGAACAUGAAGAGUUCAUCAAGUAACUUUGACUACUGUGGUGUGAUGUUGGGUACAGGCAGCCUGCUGGCAUGGCUUGGUGUGCUACGAUAUAUAGGAUACUUCCCACAGUUCAAUAUUUUAAUUGUUACCUUGAAAAAAGCAUUUCCAAAUAUGAUGAGGUUUUUGGUGUGUUGUAUCAUGCUGUAUAUAGGAUUUGUGAUCUGUGGAUGGGUUGUGCUGGGACCAUACCAUAUAAAGUUCCGAGACAUGAGCACCACCUCAGAGUGCUUGUUUGCUCUAAUAAAUGGUGAUGAUAUUUUCACCACUUUUUCUGCGACCGUCACUGAAAACCCUCUAGUCUGGUACUACAGUCGGAUCUAUCUCUACGUGUUCAUCUCCCUGUUUACAUACGCUGUGUUGAAUCUCUUUAUUGCUGUCAUAAUGGACACGUACGAAACCAUAAAGGAGUAUUAUGACCAUGGUUUCCCUAAGAGUGAGUUAUUUGAGUUUAUUGAUCUGUGCCAGGAUCCGGUACAUUCCCCUAUAUACCGACGGGAGGACAACAGCUGUAACCCCCUGAGAUUGUGCUGCUGCUGUGGAAAUGAUCCUGAUCGACCAAAUGAAUACACAAGUCUUGUACAGUGAUGCUCUGCUUUGUGUUGAACAAACUGUGAUAUUGCUUAUGAACUUUUCAAAAUGCGAAAAUUCUACUUAACAAAUGAGGAAGUUAAUAUAUUACAGACUUAUUAAUAACAAUGCAUUUUAUACUAUUAGAAUGUAAUACAAAGAUGAAGGUUGAAACAGCUGUAAUACUCUCUUUAAAACAGAUAUCUAAAAUUGCUGUCAAUGUGAUCAGUUUAUGAGUAAGUUAUUGGAUUUUUUCAUAUAGUAUUACAUGCAAUAUUAAGCCAUUGAACAUACAAAGUCCAAGUUACAAAAUGUUGAUUUAUAAAGUUCAUAUACAAUUUUUUUUUUGACUUGCAAAUAUUUUGUUUGUUGUUGUUGUUGAUUAAAAAUGUUGGUUAAACAGUGCUUGUAAGUCCAGGUGUCGUGUCUAAUGUUUUUACAUUGAACUAUCGGACUUUAGUUUUUGAAUUGACUUUGCUUUCCUUGUCUUCCAUUGGCUUAACAUGUUUUUUAUUGCCAAACAAAUAUAUAACUAUUCUUGUUGUACAUGUAGAUUAUCUGUGACAUUGUCUUACUGCAGAUACCACACAAUUCCAUCUGAAGUUUAAAAUCAGUAAUACAAAGUCCUUUUUGUCCAUAUGAAAUUGAAAAGAUUUGUGUAAUUUGAAGAUAUACAAAGUGAAAGUGAAGUUAAACCAAACUGCCGUUUCCAUGAGUUUUGAGUUUGAUAAGUUUUCUUGUGGAGUUAAGUGGGUAAGAAAUGUCUGCUUGCUUACACUGUGAACUUGUGAUAUUCUGUGAAAUCAUUUAAUUUUGUGAGUACAGAAUUUCAUGGUUUUGACCUAAAUAUCUGUUUCAUGGGGAUAUGAAUGUCAGGUUCAAACAAGAAACACUUGGGACUUUUACUUGUUGUUGGGAUUUUAUUCUGUGGAUUGACUCAACCAUGACAUCUACAAAAAAAGUAAUACAUGUAUAUGUAAAAACAUAUAGCAUUUAAAAUGAGCUAGUUAUUUUUUGCCUCAAUAUUAUGAUCAAAUGCUUUGACAGAAGUUUGUAGCUUUUAGAAUGACACUUUGAGGUACAUGUAUAUUGGGUUAAGAUAUUUUUUAUUGUUUUACUAGAGGCUGAGAAUUCAUCUGGCAUGUAUGUGAGAAAAUGUGCAUGUGCUAAAUCUUUUCUAGUAAAUUAAGUCGUAUUUCGGGCAACAUUACAAAACAUGGUACUGUAAAUGUAAGUUUUACAAGCAUUGCAUAUGCAUACAUUACUUACUGAAAUAUAUGUAAUAAGUAAAAUCUUAGGCAUGAAUCCAUACAAUGAUGAAAUCUCAACAGUCCUGUUUGAACUGUGGAAAAAGUGCAAUAUGAUGUGAAUAUUUUGUAUAUUAUAUUUUUAUUUAUCAAUUUGUUUCUCUUUAUUUCUUAAAUAUAUAUUAAAAAAGUUUUAAAAGUUUGCCAGUAAAUUUAAGCAAUCAAGUUGGUUGUAAUAAAUGAAGAAACAAACACAGAAUAGUGUCAAGGUUGAUACACUCAGAUUUUAAAACAAAGUGUUGUUGAAUAUUUAGAGAGAAUAGGAGAGAAUGAUCUCCAAUUUUUACUGUGGUAUUGUCUGCAUGGUUAAAUGAUCAUCUAAUCUGAAACCUUGAUCCAGUUUACAGUCUACUGUAUAAACCUUGAUCCAGUUUACAGUCUACUGUACAAACCUUGAUCCAGUUUACAGUCUACCGUACAAACCUUGAUCCAGUUUACAGUCUACUAUACAAACCUUGAUCCAGUUAACAGUCUACUGUACAAACCUUGAUCCAGUUUACAGUCUACUGUACAAACAUUGAUCCAGUUUACAGCCUACUGUACAUAUACAUAUCGAGGGCUUGGCACAAAACUAUUGUAUCUUGUUCUUUAUUUAUAUGCACUUACAACAGUUUUGCACCAAGCCCUCGAUAUAGUGUAAACAAAAGUUUGUCAAGUAGGUAAAGUAAAAGUUUAUUAUGACAGUUUAGUUUUCCUUUAUCAGGAUCAGUGAUUUAUUGUUGAUCAGUGAUUUAUAUAAAUCAUUUAUCAUGUAGUAACACACGAUAGUCUGUAGAUAAAUUUUUACAUUGUAAA